AUAACAAAAACUAUACUCUUUAGCGUGUGCAGUGAAAAGAAAGUUUUGGUAUUAUAAAUCGAGUGACAAAAAUGAAUUCUGAAGUAUCUGAACGCCUUGAUCAAUUUCAAUACUUCCAAAGAUUAAACGAAAGAAUGUCUUCAAAUGCGCUGCCGUUUAUAGACGCGCUGAUUCACGUUGAAAGUGGUAUUGGUAAAACGCAAAAAGAAGGUUUGAAAAAUAUUUACUAUGCUGGGAGUGCCAGGGAAGGAGCAAUGUUGUCUCGAUUAUUUGGCCCAAGUGAAUAUGAAAACCAGAGAAAUAACAAAGAGUUAGAAGUAGAUAUGGAAUACAGUCUACUUGAAAUUCCCCUUUCACAUAAACAGAAUAUUGAGAAUAUCCACGAUAAGAAAGGGCACGUGAGGAUCAAGUGUACGGAAGAUGAACUAAAGAUUUUUUUGGCUCCCACAAAUUGAGAGUUGAUUUCAUGGAAUAUAAAGACAUCCUGAAGAGCUUGCUCGUUGAUGGAUAUGUCAGAACACACUGGGUAAAAGAAGUCGCCAAAGAAAAGGUCAGAGUAAGAAAUGAUGAUCAUGCUAUGGAACUGGUACUGGCUUUUAUUUUAGAUGUCGGAUUAGAUAGUGUUUCCCUUUCAGCUCCAAAAGAUAAAAUUACAAAAUCAUCAGUUGAAACACAGUUAUGCAUUUAUGUUGAUCAAUAUUUUAAGUUUAGUCUGUCCUGGGAUGCUGUUCUUGUUAUAAAAUUGACAUGAUGGCCAGAAGUUGCUAAAGAAUGGGUUACAAGGAAAAGGAAUUGGCCAGACCGUGCAACAGUCAAAAAAUUAACACGUGUUGGAUACAUUAUUACGAUACCUUCAGAUGACAACAGGUUUAAUAUUGAAACUACAGAGUUAAGAUAUUCUUUCGCUAAUGUGGAAAGAAAAUUGGUAAACAUGAGAUCGGAUCAUCAGAAUUUCAUUUAUCUUCUUUUUAAGUCAAUGAUUUACAAGCACUUGAAACCUCUUGAUAAAGAGGAUACACAUUCGUUUAUUGGAAAAACCGUCAUGUUUUGGACAUGUGAAGAACAUGAAAUGGAUGAUCCUAUUUGGAACAGUGACCACCACUCAACCAUUUGCACAGUUACAUAAUUAUUUAAAAAACUUUUAAAAUACAUUGAAGAAGAUGAUCAUCUACCUUACUAUUUCAUUCCAAGUAUAAAUGUGAUCGAAAAGAUGACGGAUAGUUUAAAACGAAACGUUGUGUCCAAGAUAAAAUUGAUUUUAUCAGAUGUAUGUUGGUAUGUGCCAGAUAACAUUGAGGAAGUAAUAGAAGCGAGUGAAGAGAUGGUGAAGAUGGUGCAGUCAGCCAGCGAAUUGAUGACAGCGAUUAGGAAAAACAAUUUUUUAAUUUUUUUAAGGCGACCAGAUUUGGUUGGUCAAGCUAUGAAUGUUUAUGGCGAGAAGGUAUGUGCUGUAAUAAAGCAAAAUAUGCCAAAAAAUAUUGUACCUGAAGAACUAGAACUAGAUUGAGAGUCCUUACGUGCUAUCUCAAUCAAAAAACGUUUUUAGUGAAAUGUUAUUUAUGAUUACUGGAAAUUGUUCAGUCUCAUGCUUAGUAAAGUAAGAAAGGAACAACUUUGUACGUUUAUCACCGGUUUUUAUAGCAAUAUUGUUAAUCGCAGUAAAUAUAUCGGGUUAUUAAUUACUACUUAUUGUAAUUACGGUCAAAGAAUUUGUAAACUGUAAAACCUACCUUCUUUGAUAAAUUUCACAAGUACAAAAAGUAUUUAAACCCAUUUUACUAAUGACAUUCUAGUAAUGAUGAAACAAGCUUACGCUCGUCCUUUAACCCGUUUAUACCUGAGCUUUUUUUAUCCCUUGUGACCCUGGGGGAGGGGGUAAAGUGGGGCAGAAAGCGCCCACGGGGAAUUAAUCUUGAACCACUUAUGCCUAAGUGAUGAAACUUGGCACAGUUGUAGAAUGUCUUAGUACAAACUCGUUUCAAGUAAAUAAAAUAAUUUGAUGACGUCAUAGGGAUAAAAAAUGGCUUCGUAUAUAAUUUUCUGGUCCUGAUAAUACAAAAAUUCUGGUCUGCAUUAUAUUCACUUUUGUCUUAUGUAUCCUUGGUAACACAAAAACAUUCAUUAGGAUAUAUAGAACAAUUUUAGAAACAAAACAAAAACCUGUUUUGACUUGCUGAAAAAAGAAUUCUGAAAAAAAAAUCUUUGUUCAAAAAUGGCGGGAAAUUCCAGGCAAUUUAAUUUUUUUCACUCAAAUUCUUUUUUUGUUUGAAUCUGUAAGAAAAUUUGGUUAGAAAAAGUCGCGAAAUAUCAACAUUUAAUGUUUUCCCCAAAAAUAGAUUUACCCGAUAACCGCGUGCAAAAAAAAUAAGUAAUUAGUAAAGGUAUAUUGCAGAAUACUUUAAAAGAUAAAUAAAAAAAUCUUAGUUCGGACAGGCUUAUAUUCGAAAUACAGUGUUUUUUUAAGUAGCCGGUGUGUUGAACCCCCUUCUCUUAUUUAUCGCAACAUUUUUUCCAUUAUUUCCUCUUAACUAAUUUCACUUCCUGAUAUUUUUACUAACAAUUUGAAACUAGAUCUACAUUAAUUAUGGUAGUGAAAAAAUAUUUAUAAUACUAGUCGUUCGCACUUGGAAAAAUCCACGGGUUUGCCCGUCUUUUUUAUACCGCACUGCGUGCGUUUCGCUACUCUCGCAGCUAAGCUACCAUUUUGCGUGACAGACGAACAUUAUAAUAUAGAUGCACCAGGCUUCAAAUCAAAUUUUGAACUCAUUUGUUGCAGCUUUUUCGUUUGCUACGCAAUAUUUCGUUCAUAACAAGGAUAUACGUUUCUUAGAAAAUUUGU
Molecule: messenger RNA, 2839 nt
Organism: Hydractinia symbiolongicarpus
Lineage: Eukaryota; Metazoa; Cnidaria; Hydrozoa; Anthoathecata; Hydractiniidae
Exons: 2
Coding region: 72-455 (127 amino acids)
Source: RefSeq, a predicted model, not a curated record